AUGGCCGCUGGGACGAGGCGCUCUGCACUGAGUCUGCAGCCUGUCCAGGGCCAACAUCCCUCCACCUCGCGCCCUCGCAUGAAACCAAGGCUCGGUGAGCGCAAGAUCGCAACUUGGCCGCCAUUGCGCCUCACGUCACGGCAGGACGCAACCGUGACCCGACACCAACCGCAAUCUGGAGGCCUGAUCUACCAGCGCGAGUUCCAAGCCGGACUCCAAAAGCUCUCCACGAACGAUUACCUUGUCCUCGCCGGUACUUUUCACGGUGUCCACGCUAUCACUCGCUCCCUCACUCCACGAAUCACGUCGUCGUCUUCAACAUCUGCAUCAGGCCCAGGCGCCGCAACCCCGACUCAUUCAUCUCUCCCCAACCCGGGCCUCCCCAAAUCCGGCCUAGAGGUCCUCGAAUCCGAAAAGUUCCGCUUAACAUGCUUCCAAACCGUGACGGGCACUAAAUUCCUUCUCUUCACUGACCCGGUGAUGCCUAAUGUCGACCCUAUGAUACGCAAGAUUUACGAGCUGUACGCAGAUUAUGUGAUGAAGAAUCCGUUUUACCAGAUGGAGAUGCCAGUGAGAUGCGAGGCCUUUGACCGACACCUGGGGACAUGGUUGAGAAGUCGGGGAUAA
Molecule: messenger RNA, 627 nt
Organism: Uncinocarpus reesii 1704
Lineage: Eukaryota; Fungi; Ascomycota; Eurotiomycetes; Onygenales; Onygenaceae
Exons: 4
Coding region: 1-627 (208 amino acids)
Biological process (GO): endoplasmic reticulum to Golgi vesicle-mediated transport
Cellular component (GO): TRAPP complex
Source: RefSeq, a predicted model, not a curated record